AUGGCCCUGCCGAGGUUCUACAAGGGAUUCCGGUGCUACGCGCAGCGCAAGGUCCAGGACGAUAUCAGCAACAUUUACGACGAAAGCGACGGGGAGGAGCUGCGCGCUAUGACUUUGGGCCCGGACGCGAACUUGAGAUUGUUGCAGGAUGUGGCCUGCAAUUACUUCAUCGUCGGGUUGCAGACAGAGAGUGCAGAGGAAGCCGCAGUCACCAUGUCGCGCAGACAGCGGCGCCGGGCGUACGAGGUGAGGUACUGGGACAAUGUGCUGCGCAAUGCCCUUGCACUCGCGGAUCGAAAGCGAAAGCGACGUGAGCGAGCAGAAGAAGAGAUCUUCGCAUUCUACGCGGACAUGGUCAAGGACGAGAUGGCGGAGACGAAAUGCGCGGAUGCGGUAUUCCAGAUCACGGAGAAGCCUUCAACUUCGGAGCAAGCCAAGGAAGAUGUGCGCGGUUGCGCGGAGAAGCAGAUCGAAUGUUUUCUAUGGGAUCUCCGGGUGGUCUUAGAGCGCAGAAAGUUUGCGAUGCAGUACGAGAACUGUGUAACACCGAAGUGCAGCGCAGGCUCUGGCACGGAGGAUGCUGCGCCGGGCGGCAUUCGCAUUCCCUUGAAGAUGAUGGCAGGUCCCCGGUGGCCGCGUGAACCAUAUAUGAAGAAGCCUUGCAGCACGCCGAUGACGCCGGAAGAAAUCAAGGACAUGUGGGCGCGCAACGCCAAGCUAGCCGCGAACCAGGGGACCUGGACGCAUUUACAAUGCGAGUGCAUCUUGAACGGUGGAGCCGUCGCUGAUGGAGCUGGCUCCAUGGAGAUGCAGCUGUUCCGUACCUUCUUGCUCGGCUCGCCCAAGUUGAUCGCCUACCGCACUGAGUGGGCUAUAUUCGGGGAGCGGGAGCGCCUUGCAGGUACCAUUGAUUUCGUGGCCCGCAAUGAUCGUGGAGAAUUGGUCCUGUACGACUGGAAGCGAACGAAGCAGCUGCGGCACAAGUAUGUACUCAGGGUUUGGAUACUCUCGCUGCUACUCGAUGCGGACGACGACAAGCUGCGUGAUGAUGUCUGCGGAGGGUGCGAACAAGAGCUUGCUGCUUCGCACUUCGACUUGGUUAUGCGCAUUCUGGCAACCUCUGACGCUUGCAUUUCUCCUACAGCAAACCACGUGGAUCAGCUUAUCCGUUUUCACCAGCGAGUUGCGGUUCACAUAUCUUUGCUGCGUGAAUGGCCUCACUUGGUUUGGCUGCUUCCAAGUCCGCUAGACACGUACGCAUCAGCAAGCAGCUUCAACGCUCGUCUAUCAGAGACUUUGAUGCUUUUUGAGCUUCUGGAGAACGGGCAUUUCAAGAGCUUCGCGCUGGUGUGCUACACGCUUUACCACAAUGAGCUCGCGCAGGAGGAUUGGCUCCAACACUAUCUUGAUGCUGCUCAAGAGUUCCCUAGGUGGCAGGACCAAGCUGUGCGAUGCUUGAUGCUCGUGCAUCUGCUUCGGCUGCCUCAAAGGCCUACAAGACUGGAGCACUUGUGUGCUUCAAAUGCUUUGCCCCCAAUAGCUGAAGAAACGGCGGAGCCGGAUGACGUGUUAGGAGGCGGUCUCAACGACUCGCAGAACACUCAGGACACUUUCCGACAGGAGCUGUCGCAAGAAAUGCAGAGUCGCUUGGAAGGUGUGGAAGCAAGCCCCAUCUCAGUGAAGCGUGAAAGGCUAGAUCCGCAGGGCGCAGCAGCCAGCAGUAGCCAACACGCAGGUGCACCGCACGAGACCAAGAAGGAGGAGCCCAAGGAAGAUGAUGACGGCGCCCCGGCGGAGCCGGAAAUCAGCGUGGACACCGCCACAUGGAGCGUUCUACAGAAGAGGAGGUUGCUGCCCGGCGCUGCCAGGCUCCACGGCGUGCCCGACACGAUCGUCCGGCUUUGCGUUGCAGCCCUUGCGGUGUUCCGCGUGUACCGCCAGACUGUGGCCUGGUCCAAGAGUUUCUGA
Effrenium voratum is the source of this 1968-nucleotide messenger RNA. NCBI's taxonomy places the organism in Eukaryota, Dinophyceae, Suessiales, Symbiodiniaceae. The record is from the annotation of a GenBank genome assembly.